Messenger RNA from Triticum aestivum (bread wheat), 554 nucleotides. RefSeq lists its product as uncharacterized. The coding region runs from base 118 to 315 and encodes 65 amino acids. The transcript is spliced from 2 exons. Gene Ontology annotation, cellular component: Golgi apparatus. NCBI's taxonomy places the organism in Eukaryota, Viridiplantae, Streptophyta, Magnoliopsida, Poales, Poaceae. The record is from RefSeq and is a predicted model, not a curated record.
AGCCUGGGCUGAGCUGUUGUAGUCCGUCUCGACACACCCGGCAGUUGGAAUCCUCUCGUCUCCAGAUCCAAAUCCAAAUCCAGAUCACCCACCCACCCACCGGCGCGCGAUCCAUCCAUGGAGCUGGAGGCGCCGUCGCCGGCGAGGUACCUGCUGGGCGCGGCGAUCAUGAUGGCCGGCGUCGUGCUCCCGCUCGCCUACAUGAUCUUCCGCAGCAAGCGCUCCUCCUCCGCCGCCGCCGCCUCCGUCUCCUCCAUCGCCUCCGCCGCCCCCUCCUCCUCCUUCUCCAAGCAGACGAGCAAGGGGCUCUUCUGAUCACCGGCGCGCUCGCAUUCCGUUUGGCGCUGCUGUAGCUGGUAGCGCCAGCUCGUUUCUGCAAGAAAAGAGAAGAAAUCACAUCUGUAUCCGCGGUCUGUCUCUGGUGUAGUAGUGGUAGCAUUUGAGCUGUGAAUCUUGUAUCUGCAGUAUGUAUGUUUGUCUAUGAGCAGUCGCGCAAUUUUUUUGGUGAUGAAAUGAAAUGAAAGGGGAACAAACUGGUGUGUGCUGCUGUCCAA